UCCGACUGCGUAAAUAUUCCGCGAAUUGAUAUAGUGCGUAACCCAGUUGAGUUAAUCACUACUGCACACGAUUAAUUUAUAAAUAUAACUAAAUCGAUACCUUGGAUUUAAUUUGCAUAUUGAUACUGGUGUGUAUUCACUCGAUAAACAUUAACGUGACGAGUAGGAACACUUUACAGAUUCAGCAUGAGAAGGAUAGCAGGGUUCACCCUGUGUUUACUGGUUCUCCAUGAAACAGCAGCCGACUUGUACCUACAUUCGCUCAGGGGUAGCAACAACAGAUUGAACGAAGCUACAGCGACCAGAGCCAACGCCAACAGAGUUUUUGAUUCACAGAACAACAACCGUGGUGGGUAUAAUGUUGGAGAUGUGGACAAAGAUAAAUCGGGGAACGACGAGGGCAAGCAGUACAGAAUGCAAUACUUCCAGAGUGGAUCAGCUACCCCAGGGGCCACUGACAAGAGUUACAUCACCCUGGAAUGGACCAAUCAGCACGGCUGUGGGGGGAGCGAGGACACUGACCCCCAGAAACAGAACUGUCACAUGGUCCUCCAAUACAUGUGUCAGGAUGAUGUGUCCUCACCCGUCGGUACCGCUGACACGCUUCGAAACGGUGUAACCACCCAGACGCCCAAUCACAACAGAGCUCAGAGUCUGCAGGAGACCAAGGCCACUGCCCAGAACCGGAAGAAUAACAACGUCAAUACCCAGCGAGUGCUGCAGGAAUCAUGGGAUUGGUACGAUAAAUGCUACAUGAGGGAGAGGAACAAAGGUUUGUUCACGGCAGACCAGGAACUGAAGAAGAACAACGGGCUCGGUGUCAGUGCUGCCAUCUACACCCGUCAAAAUCCCAAUGGCAAUCGCUAUGGUUACGAGUGCCCAGAGGAGCGGGACUAUUUCCCGUACUGGCACCCCACCCCCUGGACAGACAUCGCUGUCCUAACUGAUAACACCACCCUCUGCAGUUACUUUCAGGAGGGCAGUUUCAACAGAAAGGCAUAUGGAGAAUGUGUUGAAGAGUACGGGGACGGGAGCCCUAAACACUGGUCCAAAUGGAACAACGCACAGGAGUGUACAGCCAAUGGGGGCCAGUGGGUCGUGUUCAGCAGUUACAUCGAAAAAGCACCUCAGUACACAACAGCUGGUCAGUGCAAUUCUCAGCCGGAGCGAGGAAAUCGUUAUGUGUGGGCGGUACCUUACGAUGCCACAGACGUCACUAAGGCGGAGUGUCUCGUCCAGGCCCCACCUCUCGACUGUAAACAGGCCGACUGGUCAAGAUCAAACCAUCUAGGAAAUGGAGUGAAUGGUGAAGCUAACCGCUAUCAAUGGACCCUGCCUUUUUUCCCCUCGAACAGUGACAAACGAUGUGUAUUCAGAAUGAGAUACAACAUUUCCACAGAUGAUUAUGCUCCCUAUUCUACAGACAGCACCAAAAACUUAAAUGAUGGUAUUGAGGGCAUUGCUUCUCCUAUUGAGGAUAAUCCCUAUGUGGAUGUCGGAGGUCGAUCCGCUCUACGACUAAACAUCAACACGGACCAGACGGGACGUAUAUUUCAGGAUCGCAGUCAUGUCUUCAAACUUUUGUCUCGCCCUGCCGAAAUCAAGUCUGAUAAAAUCUUCAAUGUAAACGUACGAGGGAAACGUGGAAACAUCGUCCAAGUGUACCCAGCCGUGGAAUACGAUUUCAUUCCCAACAACCUGCAGAUGUCUGCAACAGACUCUGUGCAUAUACAAUGGACUGGGUCCAACUCUCACAACAACGGUGGAGGCGGCGGAGAUGGGCAAGCUGGAGAUGAAGGUCAAGGUCAAGGAGGCACUGACAGAUCCAACAUUGUACAGAUAGCUGAUCUGAAUGAUAAUUUCCCAAUGCCCUUUGAAAGGUCUAACAUGUGGAAUAAUGCCAACAUUCGCUGGAUUUAUCAUGGAAAAACUGAUGUCUCCGCGGAAAAUCUAGCAGUAACCAUGGCGUCUGCUGGUUAUUAUAGAUGUGUAAAGAAAUCAGACUGCCCAGAAGCUGAACACAACAACUACAUUGUGGAGACCAAGACCAAAAUGAACAAUUUACUCAACAACGCCCCCGCAUCCUUCCAAGGGGCCGUCCUGAGGUUCCAAAGGGGAACUUAUCAUUACAUGUCUACCAGAAACAACAACUUUUCCAACAGAAGUCAGAAGUCAACAAUAACUGUUGUCUAGGACUCAAGUUAUGUUUUUAUAACUGUGUACAUGUACAUGUACAUGCACAUACUUGUACCAUAUGAGAUUAUUUAUUAUUGAUAUUUGUGUGCGUGUCUGUGUGAGUGAAUGUUUUAUUACGAAUGUCAUAUCAAGUAUGUUUUUAAAAAAAUGAUGUUUUGCUUUUUUGUCAUGGUUUGUCUCAGGAUAGUUCAUAAACAUUCCUAAAUUAUGCAUAUUUACUAUUUUAUGAUUGCCCACUUCUGAUGAUAUUAAACUACAUUUUCUUGCCAAUUUUAAUAGUUGCCAUGUCAUUUGAAGUUAUAUUCAUUUGUCUGAUAUUUUUGUGUGAAUCAAUUGGCUGAGCUAGCAAAUGUUGUUAGGAAGAAAUUAUGACAACAGGUUUAUAAACUCUAUAGGUAACAUUUUCAAGGUCCGAGAGAAAGUAUUUAAUGAGUUUUAAAAUGUGAAAAUUGCCAUUUGGAAUCGACAAAUUAUCCUGGUAGCUACACACACCAUUUACAAAAUAAAUGCCAAUGAAAAAAUUGAUUAUCCAGUAUUGUUUCAAUUCAUCAGAAUGUUUUCAUCACAUCUGAAUUCAGUUCUACACAGCUUGUAUCAUUGUGUUUCACAAAUGUUGUUUUUCUUCAUAUUCUUGACACACUCCUUUGGGAUGAAAAUACUUAUAGUAUUUUAUCUCUGCAUGUGUAAUUUGGUGCUGUUUUGAAAUAUACAUGAGUGUGUAUUUAAGCUUUAAUUCACCUACAUAUACUGUAAAUUGCAUAUCAUUUAAAGCAUAAAGUUCUCUAUUUUUCUAAUAUAAAGGUCAAACAAUACUGCAGAAAGUGUGCAACCUUACAAGUUAAUUACCGGGUACAUUUAUUUACAUGUAUAUAUCCAAUUUACAGCCAUUUAUUAUCCUCACUUUCUUUUUCUGAAUGCUAUAAAUUUGUUUUUAUUGAUUGGACAAAAUUGUUAUAUUUAUAAAAAAAACAUUAUACUAAAACACAAAAUUCUUAGUGUUAAAAAACCUGAACCAUAAAAUUUCAUAAUUUUUUAUUAAGUUUAUUGAGGUUUUAAAAUACCUCUUAAGGUAAAGCAAAAAGGUUGAGAAGAUGAGGAAUGACACUUAGAAUUUUGUGUAUCGAUGACAAGGAUAGAGGAUGAGGCACAAAGUAAAAUGAUAUUUGAAAAUCAGAAAUUUGCACUAAAAUAGAUGAAGAUAUUUAUGAUUUUGUUAAAUAUAUUAAGUAUGAUUGAUGAUUAUGAUCACGUACAUCCAGUGAAAGAGCUCUACAAAGUCUGAAUGCUGUGUUAUUGUGUAUCCUGCUGGUUCAGGAACUCUUUAUAUUAUAUCUGUAUCUCUUUGUAUACUGGUCAUACCAAUAAAAUUUGUAAAAUUUUCUCAAUUAUUUUCUGUUGUCAAUUUGUAUACUUUUAUCAAUAAAACUUAUUAUUUCCAUCA
Molecule: messenger RNA, 3637 nt
Organism: Magallana angulata
Lineage: Eukaryota; Metazoa; Mollusca; Bivalvia; Ostreida; Ostreidae
Product: protein DD3-3-like
Exons: 14
Coding region: 187-2193 (668 amino acids)
Source: RefSeq, a predicted model, not a curated record